Molecule: messenger RNA, 936 nt
Organism: Candidula unifasciata
Lineage: Eukaryota; Metazoa; Mollusca; Gastropoda; Stylommatophora; Geomitridae
Source: the annotation of a GenBank genome assembly
AUGGAAUUGUUUCAGACGGACUUACAUUACAUAUUGUUGGACGGAGAACACAGUCUCUGGUGUAGCAGAACCACUGGAAAACUCGAGCCAAAGAAAGGUAAUGACUUAGCUAAUGCAUGGAACCCAGUGUGUGUUGGCCAGGUCUAUGGAGUUAUAGGAAAGGUCAAAUUACACCCAGAUUCUGAAUGGCGACUAUUGCUGAUCAAACAGAGGUCCCUGGCCUGUAAACUAGCAGGUCAACAUAUUUACAAGAUCAGCAAAAUUGCUGUCCUACCUCUGAAUUCUACAGAUGUUGCUAGUGAUCUUGAUCUUGAGUUAUGCAAGAAACAUCAUUUUGGCAUGAGAAAAUCUGAAAAAACAAAUCAGUCAAAUGAUAAUUCUCAGAUGUCACUACGAGGUACUUGGAAUUCUAUAAAAUCUGUUGCAGAGAAUGUCAAAUCGAAAAAGAAGGAAACGAAGGACAAGGAAAAAUUUGAAAAGAGGAUCCUUGAGGAGCUACUGAAGAUGUACAACGACUCAGACUUCUUCUACUACAGUGAUGAUUUUGACCUCACUAAUAGCCUGCAGCGUCAGAACAGUGCAACAUAUGACAAAACUUUGCCUUUGUGGAAAAGGACAGAUGAUCGCUUUUUCUGGAACAAACAUAUGUUGUUGGAGCUCAUGGAGGCUGAUGAUCCCUUAAGUGAGCACUGGAUGAUGCCUGUUAUUCAAGGCUAUGUCCAGAUGGAGACCUGCCUCAUGGAUUUUGAUGAGGACAGGAUGUCCAGUCAGUCUGAUAUGUCUUCAUCGGUGGACUAUUCUAGUCAGAAACUGGAGCCUCUCAGCUAUAAAAUCAGCAUCAUCUCACGCAGAAGUAGGCACAGGGCAGGAACUAGAUCAAGAACAAGGGGGAUCAACUCUGAUGGAGCUUGUGCAAAUUAUGUUGAAACUGAGCAG